AUGCAUUUCUCCAGCGGUCUGGUUGCCUCCAUGGCAAUCAUUCUUCCCAUUCUUGCACUACCUACAUCUUCCACUCAGAGCAAGCUACUACCUGCUGCUGAUGCAGUCCCCGGAGAAUCUUCUCUCUUCGUUAACUAUGCCGGCAAGAAGACACCCCUCGCCUCCAAAUGGAUGAAGGCGAUUGCUCCAAGCGCCUCCGGUCCUGCAGGACCCGACGACCUCCUCUUCCAGAAUUUACUCAGCGCCGAAUGGAUCAUCUACUCCUUCUACCAGCAAGCAGUAGAAACCUUCUCUCCCUGCGACUUCACCAAGCUGGGCCUACCGAACAGCACAUACCAACGCAUCGCUGAGAUCCGCGACAACGAAGCGGGCCACGUCCGCAUCUUUCAAAACCAGAUAUCUGACAACUCAAUGAAACCUGGUCCCUGCAAAUACGAAUACGGUUUCGGUCACAACGCAAGCAUAUUCCUCGCUUUGCAGGUCUACAUCGAAGUCUCAAGCAUGGCCUUCCUCACAGGUCUCUCACUCCUAGCCGAGGCGAACAUCUCCAAGUCCGCCCUGAUGGCAAUCGGUCAAGUCGAAACACGACACAACACCUGGUCCCUCAUCGAUGUGUACAACACAAGCCCAUUCUCCGGGCCCUCUGACACCAUCUACCCCUACGCAAACCAGAUCCUAGACAUGACAAACGCAUUCAUCGUGCCUGGUAGCUGUCCCACCGAGAACCCCGUGUACCCAACUCCCCGCCAGGACCUCCCUCGAAUGGCUUUCCUUGGAAACGGGACAACUGGCCGUCCUGGGUCGAAUAUCCAGUUUGUUUUCGACCCCACGGGGAACCAGCCUAAGUUCGUGGAUGGGACGGACUAUUAUGCGGUUUUCUAUCAUGGGGUGAACACGGUUAGUGUGCCGUAUGACCCGACGAAAAAUAGUGUGCAGAUUCCGAAGCCGUUCGAUCCUGACACUGGGAUCGUUAUGGUUUCUAUUGCUGAUCAGGUGGAUGCGCCGACGGAGGAGAGUGUUGUCGCUGGGCCGUUGAUUAUUUUGGAGCAGCCGGGUAUCCUUACGCUGAAAGAGCCUUCUGUUGCUUAG
Messenger RNA from Penicillium cinerascens, 1089 nucleotides. RefSeq lists its product as uncharacterized. NCBI's taxonomy places the organism in Eukaryota, Fungi, Ascomycota, Eurotiomycetes, Eurotiales, Aspergillaceae. The record is from RefSeq and is a predicted model, not a curated record. Bases 1 to 1089 code for a protein of 362 amino acids. The transcript has a single exon.